This is a messenger RNA of Carassius gibelio (silver crucian carp), 7754 nucleotides long. RefSeq lists its product as uncharacterized. The transcript has 2 exons. The record is from RefSeq and is a predicted model, not a curated record. Lineage: Eukaryota; Metazoa; Chordata; Actinopteri; Cypriniformes; Cyprinidae. Bases 946 to 5628 code for a protein of 1560 amino acids.
CUUUUCAAUUCAUACAUGCUUAUUUUAAAUUUUGAUUUAAACCAGUUUUGAAUUUUUAAUUUGAAUUAAGUUUUCUGCUCAGCAGGUUAAAGACAGAGAAGCAGUACUUUCCCCCCCUUGUGGUGAAAACCAGCUACUCCUUCUCCCUUGUUUCAUUACUGUCUUUUAAUUUGAUGUUUAUUAUUUUGCUUCUCUCUUUUGACUUAGGUUAUUUUGAUAAUUACCAUUAUUAUCAUAAAUUCCUUUGUUUUGUUUUAUCAUGAUUAGGUAAAGCUGUUACCUUUCCUCUCUACAUAUAGUUACUCAAUUGAUGUUAAACAAACCAAACCUUAAUUAACUUUAAGUUUCCUUUGUUCAUCCUUUGUGUAUUUGAUUGUAGAACUCCCUUGGUGAUUGGACAGUCAUCUCAGGUUUCCAGUGAGCAAGGCUGCCCGACCGGUGUUACCGAUACUGGCUGCGAGUGAAACUCGGUCCCUCUUGUCUCAAGAGACAUCAGCAAUUUUGGCACUCCAAAGGUUGUGCUAAAAGUCACAAGCCGUGCUGUCCUGCGACACGCCAGAGUAACGGAGGACCGGGGACACUGCGGUUCCGUGUUUGGGGAGCACCGGGGAGGUUGACCAAGCCACUGGUUCCCACCUGAAUGACUUCAAUUCAACCAGAGACAGUAACCUGGGAGCCACCAACGAAGUUAAAUAGUAGAGCGACCACCAGCAGCCGGUGUCAUCACACGACCCGCUAGGCUACUGCCUGUCAAAUCUCCAUUUCAGGUCCUUCGUUGACCCAAGUUAAUUGGCUACUUAACUGUCUGACUGUUUGCAUCAGUCAGCCCCAAAAUUCUCAUAAACGGCACAGCCCGUAUGAAUAUAGCUCGUUAAACGUAGAACGAACUUGCAUUGGUCUUUUUGUGUGUGUGUGCUGUGCUUCUCUCACCGACAGAGAAUCAGGAUGUUCCAGGCAUCCAGUCCAGCAGUCCACGGGGGCCACCUCUCGACAUGGUUGAAAGCAGUGACGACCCCCUUCCUGCCCAAGGAUGCCAUUAACCUGCAGCACCCAGAGCAACUAGACACCGAGCUAGAUGAACUGAUGGCACGCGAUCCAAACCAAAGCGACUACUACAGAGAACUCGCCAGGAUCUUCGGAAGCCCAGUUCCCAUUCUCGUCGCCCAGGCACGGCUCAGUGAACGGAGCAACAUCGCGGAGGAGGCCUGGAAGGACCAGGCCCCAACCCAGAGUCAUCUUGAUCAGCUUCUCCUCGAGACCCAGAACCAGCUCGAGAAAGAGGACGACACAGAUCCAGAGCUACAGACAGGAGUUGAAAGACUUCACAAUGCCCUGCAAGAUCUUCGCCUCGACACAGAUCAAAGAGAACAGCUGGAGAGAGAAGCCAGAAAAGAACUCAACAAAAAACUCCAGCAAGGCGACGCUCUCCUAAAAAGAGCAGAGACUGAAUUGAAAGAAAGAGACUAUAAAACCUGGGCCUGCAAAACACACUUGCAAGCGGCCCGAGCUAAAUUCAACAAGCUUACUCAACAGAGAGAUGAGCUCCAAGAUGAACUUGACACUGUUCACACCGAAAUGAGACAAUCUCACAGAUUUCAGAGUGGCUGGAUCGGAGAAACGCACACCACAAAAUUUCUCCCGGGCCGCCACUCCAACCCUUUCAGCCAAGAACCCAGAGCUGGAAAAGGGGGUGUAACAAGAACCAGCUUACAAGAACAUCUGUCAACAACGGAGGGAAGAGAACCCUUCCAGAGAACGCAUGUCACCAAACCCUGCACUGCUCACAGAGAACUUCACAAGCUAGCCAGAAGCAUCUCUACAUUCAUUCCAGAUCCUGCAGGAGGACAUGAUGUUCAUGCUUCUUUACAAGCCAUUGACUUUCAUUUGCAAACUGUCGCCAACGUGACAGAUGUGAACACAUUGUACCUGUUAAAAAUCACGGCCAGCCGUGAUGUGCAUUGCUUUCUGGAUCGUCAACCAGAGACUGUCAAAGCGUACUACCAGCAACUGCUACAGACUUUGAUUCUUGAAUUCUCUGAUCCAAACUCAGAUCAUGGGCUCCUUAUUGCUAUGGACCUCAAACAGGGCCGAUUUGAAAACCCACAGACUUUCUGUAGUCAGCUACGAAACACCUACUUCGGAGCAUGCAACGAACCAGGUAUGGAACAGGAUUUCAACUUAAAAACUCUGUUCCUCCCAAACCUACAUGCCAGUUGGAGUUUUCAUCUCAGAGUCCCAGCGUGUCCCCGUAACAGAACUACACAAGAGUUACGGAACUUAGCCCACAAAGCUUGCACCAAGCAAAAGACUAUUUGUGAAAAGACUGUGAAAAACCCCAACGUCUCUGUCUCUGAGCACUGCUUGGAGUUAACCCUAGAUGGCGCUCUACAACACCACAGUCACAGACAUCUUUACAGAGAGUCAAUACCAUUCCAAGCCAGCAGAGGGCAACACAGUGCAGCCACGUCUGAGACAGCAGAGAUCCUGAGGGUGCUGAAAGAUCUUCUUCACAUGAAAACUCACAAGGAAGAUGAGCCAAGCACCCAGAACACUGCCCGUCAUCUACAGACCACAGAGCUAACUGUCACAGCACAAGGUGACAGCAACACCCAAGCUCCACAGUCAACACCUGCACACCCUGAACGAGACAGCACAGGUCCUCACACCAGGUACCACAAACACAAGGUACUAGAAAAUGCUGUUUUGACUACCUGCCUUUGCAGCGAGCUACACAAGACCGGUCCUCAUCACCCACCGAUCGUCCCACCUGCCCUAAUGCCAACAUUCCUGGGCAGCCCUGUCAAAAAGGGGGUGGGUCAAAAAGGAGUCAACAGGGAAGACCUGAUCGACACAGGAUUAAACCUGACGGUGAUCUCAUCUUACCUUUUCAAAAGACUCCAAUUUGAAGCUAAGGGACAAGAUCGAACUCUUACACCUCAAACUUAUGAACUGAAUGUACAGGUGUACAGACAGGAUGACAUCCAGUUUGAACAGGUUGUUUCCAUUCACCUGACAUUCGUUCCGAUGAGUCUAAUACAUCCCAUGUAUGUCCCACCAAUGAACACUCAUACAUUGCUCAUCGACAAAGACCUGCUAGAACACUUUGACCCUUUUCUGAACUUCAAACAGCUAAAAGACUUUGCUCAAGUGCGAGAACCUCUUUCUCUCCAGCCACACAGGUUGACAGAGCCAGACGGUCAGGUCACAGAGGUCACGGGAACCCCAGCAGCCAGCCAUGAGUACAACGCCCUAACAACAGGCCCAAGUUCAAGCCUCUGUACCUUAGUCAACAAACAGGGUACGGUGGUACCAGCUUACACCAAAGGGGUCGCUGUUCGGCUCAACCUGCAAGGUGGUCAAACCUUACACCACACGCUGGGUUUCUUCCAAUCCUCACCUGAAUGUGUGGAACUCGGACUCACACUUGCAAACAAGCAUGUCAAACACCAACACCUGUUCCAGCAAUGUGAUAACAUCACAAAAACACACAAUGUGAUCGUGUACUGGAAGAAGGAAAAAGGACACUCAAAGUUACCAAGUCUAGACGAGGACUUUAAAGAUCACACUGACACCCUUGCCAAAACUGGCACACUAAACAACAUUCUGUGGUCACUCCCAACCCACCCACCCACAUUCAAGGUUGAAGUGAUUACACACAGCACAAGAACUUUACUAGCUAAACUGCCUACCUCAGAAUCGCUUACGCAGGCUCCGUUGUCUACACAGACCAACAUAGCGGACAUGCAGGCUUCUGAAACCUUGAUAAUGACUUUGUUUUACCACCUCUCAGACCCCUCCAUCCACCCUGGCAACCAGUCUACAGUCACUGACAACCAAAGCCCCAGACCACUGCAUGAUACACAAACCAUGCUGCGUGCACAGAACAAUAUUGUGGGUUGUGCACCGUCUGACAUCACAAUGCCAGGGCGUGUAAUGCCACGGAGCAAAAGGGGGAUACUGCCAAUAUAUUUCCAUGACGCAGCAUGUGCUGCACCACGCAGCACCAGAGCCACUGACACAACACUGAGGCAAGCGUCAUGCCAGCAGCAAGAUGUGGCAAAACAUGGGCGAGGGCGAGCUAAACCCAGUCGCCGCCCACGAAGCAAAGAGACUGUCCUGUCCAACCAAAGACAGGCCUUGUUUGUUUCUUUCUCCCCUUUCUCUCUCUCUCUCCCUAUUAUCUGUACCAGGAUGCUGCUGUGGUUUGCCGUGCCGUGCUGUCAGCCAAAGAGAGGACAGCUGCCACCGAGAAAACCGCUGAGACUCCUGACUACCGAUGACAGGGCACACUACCCCAGCACUGUAACCGAAUACAGCUGUACAAGGUUCCGAUGGAGAGAGGACUCCCUCACUCACACUGAGGCCAAUGUCAAACACCUGUUCAGCCAACAUGAGAAAGUGACGGUUACACAAAUGGAGUUAGGUGGACACCACCACCGCUCCAAACAGUUCCCGGGAGCUUUGCUUAGAGCCGCUGCUGCCGCCAGAAUGUUUAACAUUGUUAUGUCCAGUGUCAAUGCAGCGAACCAGACUGUAAACUCCUUGAAACCACUGUUUACUGUCUUCCAGAAGAACUUUACCCAGACUCAGCUGCUUACAGCGUUAACAACAGACAUGCUGUGGGAGGUUAGCUCCUCCAAUGACAGCCUAACCACGAGUAAAACCCCACCAUACAUGAUACCCUUAAGCCUCGUGUUAACUGUGUUGUCUUACACCAUCACCAUGCCAGCUGACCUGCUACGAAUGCACCUGGCCAACUCUCUGAAUAGCGCCUUCCUACGGCAUGUAAACCCCAAACAGAGAGAAGUGAACGUGCUCCUGAACCAACUCAUCAGCGAGUCAAGCCAAGUCUACAGACCUAAAGACAUUGUCAGUGUCAGGAUGUGGAAGAGCAACACCCACACCAAAACACACAUUCCAAAUGUGGUGGCCUACCACGACAGCAACACACAGCUGUACCUGGCCCCAAACAUGCACAUGUGUACUUUAACCAAAGACAUUCAUUAUCUCUGCCUUAGCAAACCCUUCCUCAGACACAACUCUGAAGGAAUCUGCGAGCUGCAACCCUGGGUCAGCGAUACGCGCUGCCCUGCCGAAGCCAAGCCUCGUACACAAGUCACAGAAACGCAAGCAGAGAUUGUGGGUAACAGAUGGCUCGUCAACACUCCUGUGCGCUCAGCUAUGCUGACCUACGACCAGCAUGACACCGCCACCCGUGCCAACCUGCUGGACCAAGUACUGAAAGGUACCACCCAACACAUUGACAUUACUCCUGUCGAUACAGCCCUCCAAGCACUGUCUCGACAGCCCAUUCUGAACCAGUCAUCUGCGGUCCUAGCCUGGACUGCUGCCGACACUGCACGGUGCAUCUCCACCGUCAUUGGUCCCGCCCUGACUCUUGGCGUGACCUUCAUCCUAUACAGGAUACUCAACGAGAUGCAAACCUCUACAGCCAAACUCACGACAACUGUGGCUGGAGGUCCCCGAUGGAAUCCCCGGAAAGGGGGUGCCAAGUCAAAGUCAACACCGAACCUCAUCAAGGGGAGUCCUCAGCUUCAGGAACCACCUGCCAUCAUGACCCACCUGCUACAUGACCAUCACGAUUCACCUUUCAUCUGCCCAUCCUGAUGGUUGCCGUCCGAUGAUGUCCACACAGGGACUUCAUCUGACGAAAGGGGGAGAUGUAACAGAUAUGCAGGUCAGCGAUUCAUGGGUUAAAUUCUGUUUUAUAAAUUCAGACUGUUGGUACUAAAUGCCAGCCUGGCUGGACUUAAACUAUUUACGAUGCCCAUGCGAGCUUCAAAGAAGAAACGAAAACCCCCAACCCAAAUUCUUCCAACACUGGAGACAAAGGAACUUUUCGUAUAAGUUCCUUACUUUCAUUUUAUUAUUAAUAUGUAUUUUAAUUAUGUUUAUGGAUUGCAUAAAAUGGUUAAUCCUUGUUAUGUGAAGAGUAUAAGUUGCAAGCUUAUACUUUAGGAAAUGUCUCUCCUCACUUUAACUUUCUCAAAAGGAAAUGUUCUGCAACCCCCACACUCCUUGGUAGCUCGUAAAAUUUUACGACUACACAGGACAGGAGAGAAGCCAAGUCACUGGCUUCUUUUGAACAAUGCAUUCUAUGGAAUGUAUUCAUUAACUUUCUGUUUUCAUGUUUUAUAAAUGUAUUACGUAUUCCCUUUCGGUACAUUUAGAUGUUUCCCAACAUCUGCAGUGUUAUCAUGUGUUAAACAAAUCUUUAAAUGUGUAAUUCGAUCUAAAAAUUAGAUCUUUGGUCAUAUAUAUAUUAUGUCUAGUCUUGUUCUAAUCGUCAUGCUUUGACAGACCCAUUUAUCUAGAGCAAAGUAAUGAAAAAUGUAUUUAAUCUGGAAUAAUGAACUUGCUUUAAUAUUCCUGAUGAAAUCGGACAGGCCCUAAAUCAUCAGGGGGUUGUCUCAACCGAGACAAAGGAACUUUCCCUCCGCUUCAGAUCGCGGACAUUCAUUGGAUGCUCCCUCGAAAAUGGGCGUGAACUAUUUCAAGCUAUAAGAAUUGACCAAACAAGGUCCACCCUCUCUUGGCUCUUCGCUCUCUUCGUCGCUCUUCUUGCUCUUCUUCCCGUUCUCGGACACGUCGCUCCGCGCGGCCUCGGGCCGCGCUUGGUUCUCCUCCCCCCUCAGCACACAGACUGAGGAGAGGAAAGCCAUUUUCAUGGCUCAUUUGGAAACUUUCCUUUUCGUUUCGUUCUUUUCUUUUCUUUACUAAGUUUAUUCAACUAUUCGCCUCUCCACGCAAGGAAGACGAAUUCUGGAACAAUGUUUGUUGAACCUUUCAAAUACCGCGCGAGGACAGAACAAAGGACCACGUGCUCCACGCUCACGCCAAGCGCAGCGUGCAUGCGCGUCACAUGGCCUCCGUUUCAUGGCACAUGGCUGUUUCAACGGGAACAGUGCGUAAAGCUCACAAGCUCGACGCCGAUCUCACGCCACUCACAUGGGACACCUUUUGCAAGUAUCACUUUCUCUAUGGAGAUUUAAAUGCUGCUUUAAAGUGUUGUUAUGAUCUGAUUUGUUGUUGGCUUCCCAAAAGUUACUGACUAUGAUUUUCAUACCUGAGCUCCUUAUGUGAUCCCAUUCUACUUCUUUCUCUCUCUCUCUCUCUCUCGCUCUCUCUCUCUCUCUCUCUCUCUCUCUCUCUUUUAUUUGGAUUCCGUUAUGUCUUGUAAAUGUUUAUUGUCUGUAUUUUCGUACGCAUAUUUACUCUGUGUGAUUUGUAGUUUGAUGUAUUACUAGUUGAAUUAUUAAAAACUCAUAUAUAAAAUGAUUGGCUUUGGACUCCACCCCACUCACAUUACGAGUCACUGAGAUGUGUCUGAUCUUUAGCUACAAGCUCUAAAUUUAGAAACUAAAUUUAUCAUAAGGAUAGGAUAAUAUUUUCAUGGCCAGAGAAUACUUUUCCUUGAAUUAUAAGGCGUGAUAACUUUAUUGAAAAUUGAUAAGUCUACAGUGGUGUGCAGGACAUACCACGGUUUGAUCUGCAGUAAUUUAUAGUAAGAGAUAUCACAAUAAUUGAUAUGAAGAAUGUAAUAUUGACAUAUUAAUGAGUAAAUUACAGUGCCCUGUGAUUAGUAUUGGUAUUGGCAAUUGAGCUAUUUUUCAUAAUCAAUAAAAUUAAAUGUAACUGUCAUCUGAGAUAUAUAUUAAUCAAAUUCUUGAUUAAUUAUUCAAAUUCCCUAUAUAUCAUUUGAGUUAAUUACUAUGUAAAACUCAUUGUUGUUA